Molecule: messenger RNA, 1797 nt
Organism: Entamoeba dispar SAW760
Lineage: Eukaryota; Evosea; Mastigamoebida; Endamoebidae
Exons: 1
Coding region: 1-1797 (598 amino acids)
Biological process (GO): small GTPase-mediated signal transduction
Molecular function (GO): guanyl-nucleotide exchange factor activity
Source: RefSeq, a predicted model, not a curated record
AUGCGACAAACUAUUCACCUUCCGACCAAUUCAUCUAAAAAAUAUACUUGUUUUAAUCCGAAUAUUGUAUCAGUUAAAGGUGUUAUUAUCCCUGAUAAAAUUACAACUGAAUUUAUUUCUUUUCGUGCAUUUGACAUUUCUAAUCAAAGAAAUUCAGUCAAAGACUCAUUGCCCAGUUCUAUUAGUAGUGUAAAUGAGUUUGAUACCAUAGAAGAUUUUGGUUCUAUUAAUGCUGAGGUUGAUUCAUGUAUUAAAAGAAAUAUUCCAUUUUACAAUACCCUUGCUAAAUCUCACCGAAAAGAAUCAAAGAGAUAUUCACAGGAAUUACAACAAAUGAUGAUUGGUAGUGGAAUAAUUCCAACAUAUGAUUUCACUGCUCCAUUAUGUUGUUCAAUAUUAAAUAUUGUUGAGACAGUUUCAUAUAAAGAUGUCUUAGAUGCAUUGGAUAAUCAUAACCAGCUCAAUGAAAAUUUUAAUUUAUUAAGGGCAAACAAAUUUCAAACAAUUAUUUGUGAAGGCUUACCUUCUCACCAACGAAUAGCAUUAUCUUUAGUACUGUUAAUUAUGACAAGUUCAUCAGUAUUUAAACUCUUUCAAGUAGUAAAGUUUAAUAAAACAGGAUUUAGUUAUGAAGAUAUUCACUUAUUACAAGGUAUUGUAUUAAACUUAGCAAAACCACUAAAACAAAUGUUUCGAUUAUUUAGUCGUAUCAGCCAAAUGUCAAAAGAAAUGGCAAUAGUAUUUUCUGGAUUUUUAGUUUCUGAUGAAAAUGCUAUUGGUAUUCCUAAUAAACUUGGUUAUCGUCUCAUUCAAAUUGCUAUUCGAUAUGAAGAUUAUGUUUUAAGAGGAACCGAUAAAACUGGUGUUUAUGAUAUUAUUGAUUCGAAUAUUAGAAUUGCAUUAUGUUUGAAUAUUAAAAAAUUAUCAGCACUAUUAUUUAGUAAAGAUGCAAUUGAAUUUGGAUAUGUUAGAUUUUACAUGAUAACAUUACCUUAUUUUACUACACCAGCGACUGUACUUCACUUUAUUUGUGAUAACAAUUAUUUAAAACGGACCCAUUUAAAAGGUAUAUAUGAAACUGUUUGUUUUGAAUUUAUUAAAUUCUGGCAUCAUGCCUUACCUCUCAACGAGAUUAGUCAAAUUGACAUUGCCUUUAAGAAUACUAUUGAAACAAUUGAUAAAUAUUAUCAUAUUGCAAAUUCUUUUGAAGAACAAAUUACUGCACUUAUGUAUGAUAAAUUAAAAAAAUUAACAAUAAUGGAAAUAAUAGAAACAACAGAAAAUGAAUUAGAAAAGGUAAGUAGUAACUUUAAUAAAUGGGUAAAAAAUAUAUUAAUAGAAAAACAAGAUUAUCAAAAAAUGUUAAAAUACGCUAAUACAUUUCUUAGUUUAAAGAAUUAUGAUUGUGCAUAUUCUAUUUAUUGUGGAUUAAAAAGUUAUUGUUGGAUAAAUGAAAAGAAAAGGGAAAAAUGUAUCAAAGUUAUUGAAAAAAAUGAUACAUUCAAAACACUUAAUAAAUUAUUUAAUCUUACAACACAGUGUAAUGUUUAUAAAGAUCUUAUUCUACAUACAGAACCACCAUUUAUUCCUAUAGUAGUAUUAAUUAAACAAGAGUUAAUAAAAAUAAAUGAUAUACCCACUUUUAUGGACAAUGACAAAAGACUUAUAAGAAUAGAAGGUAAGUUAAGAAUAGUAUAUACUUGUAUAAAUUUGUUCAUUCGUGGAUGUUCUCAUAACUAUAAUUUUUAUAUUCAAAAUAAUAACGAGGUACUUAAAGUCCUUCAUUCAUUUGACUGA